This is a messenger RNA of Mytilus trossulus (common blue mussel), 2376 nucleotides long. Its product is annotated as tripartite motif-containing protein 2-like. The coding region runs from base 306 to 2279 and encodes 657 amino acids. Lineage: Eukaryota; Metazoa; Mollusca; Bivalvia; Mytilida; Mytilidae. The transcript has a single exon. Gene Ontology annotation, molecular function: zinc ion binding; protein binding. The record is from RefSeq and is a predicted model, not a curated record.
UGAAAUACAAUUUUAUUUGGAAUUGCUAUUCCCUCGUCGAACCUCACUAUUUUACUUGACGUUGCUGGUACAAUACCAUACCUUGACAUAUAGAGAUUUAAAUGAUCGAUAUAUUCCUUUAAUAGUCAGGUUAUGGUGAUAAAAGAAAUAAUACAAAUUUAGUUCAUUAACUUCGUCAUAUCCGAUUAUUAAACGCAUGUGCUUAGUGCUCAAUUAGAAGAUAAACACACGGACACUUAAAAAAAAAGUUGGACAUAAAACAUCUCGGAUGAUAUAGUUCUAAUAUUUGUAUUUCCGUCUUCGAGAUGUCUACUGCAGACCCUCUUCAGUGUAUGAUAUGUAGUAAGAGACAUAAAGAUCCAAGGAUUUUAGAGUGCUUUCAUUCAUUCUGUCGAGAAUGCAUAGACAAACACAUAAACAAAAUUGAAGCUAAAGUAUCAUUCGCAUGUCCUAUGUGUCGUACGGAGAUAGUAAUUCCAAAAUCUGGAGUGAAAGGUUUCAAAGUUAACUACUACAUCCGGGCUAUCCAGGCUAGUGCUGCAUUUUCAACGUUUUCAAACUGUGAUAAAUGUAAGCCAGAGACAGUGGAAGCUGUAGACCGUUGUCUAGAAUGUGAAAGUAAUUACUGUGAUACAUGUAGUAACCGUCAUAUUGAUACGGAGGGUAACAGAGACCAUCAUGUCAUCAAACUGUCAAAACCCGAGACGAAAAGUAUUACUCAACUGUCACACAAGUCAUACUGUGAAAAACACAAAGAGGAAAACAAAUUCUACUGCAUGCUUUGCGAAAUUCCUGUCUGUAAGGAAUGUGUUGCUAAAGUUUCAGACCACAAGGGACACAAAUACAAAAGCAUCCAGGAAGGUGCGAAAGAAAAACGUGAGAAAGUCAAUCCAAUGAUUAAAAGUAUGCAUGAAUAUCUGCCUUGCCUCCAAGACUACGUGAAGGAAAUGGGGGACUCUAAAAAACUGCUAGAUGGUUACUCACAGGAAGCUAUCACAAAUAUCAAAAACAGAUGUCAAUUUUUAAAGGAUCAAAUUGACAAAAUUGGAAACAAUCUGAUUGCAGAAGUUGACAGUCACAAAAACGGUGAAACCGAACGUAUUGACAAACAUAUAGAAGUUACACAACAUACAAUCACUUCAGUAUCUUCUAUAAACAAUUCCGUAGAAGAGAUACUCAAUCUGGGGAAUGAUGCAGAAGUUGUUAUGAUGUGUCAAAGAGUCCAAAAUCGUUUUAAACAUGUGGAUAAAGAAAUUCCACAGUCAGGCCUGAAAUCUUGUAAGAGCACGACAUUUCAUGUUGGCGCCGAUGAUGCCCAAUGCUUGGAAGAUAUGGUAGGUUAUUGUGAUGAUACGGAUAUUAAAAUGCCAUUUCUACCCUUACCAUGGGGUCUAAGAAUAGCUUUACAAUUUGAUGUCCAGCUUUUGUUCAGUUUCAAAGUUUCAGAAGUUAUGGACACAAUUCAUGCGAUAGCGCCAAUAUCCGAUAAGGAAGCAUGGAUAUGCUGUGGAUGGGGAACCAAUCAGAUGCAUCUGUUUUCAAAUAAAGGUGUAAAACUACGUACACAGAAGUUGGACAUACAAAUAGAUGAUAUUCACGGACGUCCGAAUGGCGAGGUAUAUAUUUCUAGCUAUGACGGAAAGAAACUCGUUAAACUUGACCAAGACUUAAAUGUGAAAGAUUUUGUUAAAUUGAAUUGGUAUCCUGCAGGGAUGACUUUCACAAAGAAGAACCAACUAUUAGUAUGUGCCGUAGACAGCUAUGUGACUACACGAGGUCGGGCGUCACGAAGAAUGGUUAUCAGAAUGAACGAAGCAGGACAGAUUUUGGACCAAAUCGAGGAAGACGGUUGCCAGGAAAUAUUUUGCGCACCAUAUAGACUUCAUCAAAAUAUGCUUGGUGAUAUUUGCGUUUCCGAUCGUGAAGAAAACAAUGUAAGAAUAACUACCCUCAGCACACAGGGUGUUGUUAAACAUUAUUACCGUGGACCGUCCGAAAUUGCUUUGAAGAAACCAUUUAAUCCUUUUGGUGUAGUUGCUGACAAGUCUGGCAACGUGCUAGUCGCAGAUUGGAGUAACCACGCUGUUCAUUUGUUGGACUUAAGCGGUCAGUUUAUCGGAUUCCUCUUGUCCGAAAAGGACGGAAUACGUGGCCCAAACGCAAUGGCCUUAGACAAAGAAGGACACUUAUGGGUCGGUGACACUAAAUCAACAGUAUGGAUAUACAAGUAUGCUAGAAAAGGGGAGAAUGGUACCCAGUCUCCAUCCACGAAUCAGUAAAUUGUAGACUUACUAAAUAUAACAAUUGUCAAGGAAACUUUACAGUGUUGAAUAAUUAUAUAAUCUAGUCUCCAUUUGUAUUCAUAAUUAUAUAGUU